AUACCGCAUGUGCCAGCUGCCCCCCUUCGCCUCCUACUCCUGAGCUCCGUGGCGAGCACCACCAUCGAUAAUCGGUCUACCUUACACUGGCAACAUGCCUGGCCUGCCUUGUAUGCUCAAGCUUUUCCAGACAGCGCCUGUCCUUCAGCUAACUGUCUAGCUUCUGUCGAUUUGGACGAAUGUAUAGAAAGCCUCUACAAGAAGAAUCUGCUUGCAGAAUCGGUCAUUGAAGCAAUAUGUGCAAAGACAAAAGAGUUGUUGAUGCAAGAAAGUAAUGUUGUACAUGUGCAAGCACCAGUUACAGUAGUUGGAGAUAUACAUGGUCAAUUCUUCGACUUGAUAGAGAUCUUUAAGAUUGGAGGAUGGUGCCCAGAUACCAAUUACCUCUUCCUUGGCGAUUAUGUUGAUCGCGGCAUGUUCAGCGUUGAAACGAUUUCCCUUCUUGUUUGUUUGAAGCUUCGAUACCCGCACCGAGUCCAUUUGAUACGAGGAAAUCAUGAAUCGAGGGGAGUUACACAAUCAUAUGGGUUCUAUACCGAAUGUUCAAGGAAAUAUGGAAAUGCGAAUGUCUGGCACUACUUUACGGAUAUGUUCGACUUUCUGACGCUGAGUGUGGUCAUCAAUGACCAGAUCUUCUGCGUCCAUGGAGGUCUCUCCCCCUCCAUCCACUCGAUCGACCAAAUCAAAAUCAUCGACCGCUUCCGCGAAAUCCCUCACGAAGGCCCUAUGGCCGACCUAGUCUGGUCAGACCCCGACCCCGAGCGCGACGAAUUCUCUCUCUCCCCCCGUGGCGCGGGCUACACUUUCGGCGCGCAAGUCGUUAAGAAAUUCCUCGAAGUAAACAACAUGUCGCACAUCCUGCGCGCACAUCAACUGUGCCAAGAAGGCUACCAAGUCCUAUAUGAUGACAGGUUGAGUACGGUGUGGAGCGCGCCGAAUUACUGUUAUAGGUGUGGGAAUAUGGCGAGUGUGUUGGAGGUUAGCGAUACGGGGGAGAGGUUCUUUAACGUUUUCGCUGCUGCGCCCGAGAAUGAUGUGCAUAAGGAUGGGCAGCAGCAGGGUGGACAGGAGAAGACUUCUGAUGGGAGCCUGCUUCCUGAUUACUUCCUAUGA
Lachnellula hyalina is the source of this 1113-nucleotide messenger RNA. RefSeq names its product putative serine/threonine-protein phosphatase. The annotation marks the transcript as partial. The record is from RefSeq and is a predicted model, not a curated record. Gene Ontology annotation, cellular component: FAR/SIP/STRIPAK complex. Gene Ontology annotation, biological process: peptidyl-serine dephosphorylation. Lineage: Eukaryota; Fungi; Ascomycota; Leotiomycetes; Helotiales; Lachnaceae. The transcript has 3 exons. Gene Ontology annotation, molecular function: protein serine/threonine phosphatase activity.